Molecule: messenger RNA, 1245 nt
Organism: Lathyrus sativus (Indian pea)
Lineage: Eukaryota; Viridiplantae; Streptophyta; Magnoliopsida; Fabales; Fabaceae
Source: the annotation of a GenBank genome assembly
AUGGUCAACAUUGAGCCUUCAAAUCGUCUUAAGGGAAAAUAUGUGGCUAUAGUGGUUUGUUGGCUUCUUGGCAAUGGAUGUCUUUUCUCAUGGAAUAGUAUGCUCACAAUACAAGAUUACUAUAUCAACCUGUUUCCGAAAUAUCAUCCAUCUAGAGUGUUUACACUUGUAUACCAACCAUUUGCAGUUGGAACAAUUUUUAUUCUUGCUUAUAAUGAGGCAAAAGUCAAUACUAGAUUAAGAAACCUGUUUGGAUAUACCCUCUUUUUCAUAGCCACUUUGUUGGUGUUAAUAUUGAAUUUAGCAACAUCAGGUAAAGGAGGAAUUGGAACUUUUAUUGGUAUAUGUGCAAUUAGUGGUGCAUUUGGAAUUGCAGAUGCUCAUGUUCAAGGUGGAAUGGUGGGAGAUUUGUCUUACAUGCAACCCGAAUUCAUCCAGUCUUUCCUUGCUGGUUUGGCAGCAUCUGGUGUAUUAACAUCUGGUUUAAGGUUAAUCACAAAAGCAACAUUUAACAAUUCUAAGGGAGGUCUUAGAAAAGGAGCUAUUCUAUUCUUUGCCAUAUCAACAUUCUUUGAACUUCUGUGUGUUCUUCUCUAUGCAUUUGUUUUUCCAAAAAUACCAAUUGUGAAGUAUUACCGUACAAAAGCAGCAUCAGAAGGAUGCAAAACUGUUUUACCAGAUCUUGCAGCAAGUGACAUCCAAACAAUACCCAAAGAAGAUGAAGAUCAUACAAAAACACAAGAGAGGAAAGGAAACAAGCAAUUGUUAAUUGAAAAUAUUGAUUAUUUACUUGACAUGUUUCUAAUAUAUGCAUUGACACUAUCUAUUUUCCCUGGAUUUCUUUUUGAAGAUACUGGAGCACAUAGUUUGGGAUCUUGGUAUGCACUUGUGUUAGUUGCAAUGUAUAACGUGGGGGAUCUAAUAGGAAGAUACAUUCCACUCUUAGAAUUCUUGAAAUUGGAGUCACGAAAGUUGAUCACAGUAGCAAUUCUAUGUCGAUUUUUACUUGUUCCGGCGUUUUAUUUCACUGCAAAGUAUGGUGAACAAGGAUGGAUGAUAAUGUUGACCUCAUUCUUGGGGUUAUCCAAUGGUUACCUCACUGUCUGUAUUAUGACAUCUGCACCGAAAGGUUACAAGGGUCCAGAACAAAAUGCAUUGGGGAAUUUGUUGGUGUUGUUUCUAUUAUGUGGUAUUUUUGCAGGGGUGACAUUAGAUUGGUUGUGGUUGAUAGGUAAAGGUUGGUAA